Messenger RNA from Rangifer tarandus platyrhynchus (Svalbard reindeer), 3144 nucleotides. Lineage: Eukaryota; Metazoa; Chordata; Mammalia; Artiodactyla; Cervidae. The record is from the annotation of a GenBank genome assembly.
AUGUUCGGCCGCUCGCGGAGCUGGGUGGGCGGGGGCCAUGGCAAGGCUUCGCGCAACAUUCACUCCCUGGACCACCUCAAGUAUCUGUACCACGUGUUGACCAAAAACACCACCGUCACAGAACAGAACAGGAACCUGCUGGUGGAGACCAUCCGAUCCAUCACCGAGAUCCUGAUCUGGGGGGAUCAGAAUGACAGCUCUGUAUUUGACUUCUUCCUGGAGAAGAACAUGUUCGUUUUCUUCUUGAACAUCCUGCGGCAGAAGUCAGGCCGCUACGUGUGCGUUCAGCUGCUGCAGACCCUGAACAUCCUCUUUGAGAACAUCAGUCACGAGACCUCACUUUAUUAUUUGCUCUCUAAUAACUAUGUAAAUUCUAUCAUUGUCCACAAAUUCGACUUUUCUGAUGAGGAGAUUAUGGCAUAUUACAUAUCAUUCCUGAAAACACUUUCGUUAAAACUCAACAACCACACAGUCCAUUUCUUUUACAAUGAGCACACUAAUGACUUCGCCCUGUACACAGAAGCCAUCAAAUUUUUCAACCACCCUGAAAGCAUGGUCAGAAUUGCUGUAAGAACCAUAACGUUAAACGUCUACAAAGUGGAUAACCAGGCCAUGCUGCACUAUAUCAGAGACAAAACCGCUGUCCCUUACUUCUCCAAUUUGGUCUGGUUCAUUGGGAGCCACGUGAUCGAGCUUGAUAACUGUGUACAAACAGAUGAAGAGCACCGGAAUCGGGGGAAGCUCAGUGACCUGGUGGCUGAGCACCUGGACCACUUGCACUAUCUCAACGACAUCCUCAUCAUCAACUGCGAGUUCCUCAACGACGUGCUCACGGACCACCUGCUCAACAGGCUCUUCCUGCCGCUCUACGUGUACUCACUGGAGAACCAGGACAAGGGAGGAGAACGACCGAAGAUCAGCCUGCCGGUUUCUCUCUACCUUCUCUCCCAGGUCUUCCUAAUUAUACAUCACGCACCCCUAGUGAACUCGUUAGCGGAAGUCAUUCUGAACGGUGAUCUGUCCGAGACAUACGCUAAGCCCGAACAGGAUGUUCAGAGAAGCUGUGCCAAGCCAAGCAUUCGGUGUUUCAUUAAACCCACCGAGACACUAGAGCGGUCCCUUGAGAUGAACAAGCACAAGGGCAAGAGGCGGGUGCAAAAGAGACCCAACUACAAAAACGUUGGGGAGGAGGAAGACGAGGAGAAAGGGCCUGCCGAGGAUGCUCAGGAAGACGCCGAGAAGGCUAAAGGUACAGAGGGUGGUUCAAAAGGCAUCAAGACGAGUGGGGAGAAUGAAGAGAUAGAGAUGGUGAUCAUGGAGCGCAGCAAACUUCCAGAGCUGGCUGCCAGCACCUCCGUGCAGGAGCAGAACACCACGGAUGAGGAGAAGAGUGCUGCCACCGGCCUGGACAGUGUCCAGUGGAGCAGACCCUUCCUGGAUAUGGUGUACCAUGCCCUGGACAGCCCAGAUGACGACUACCAUGCACUCUUCGUGCUCUGCCUGCUGUACGCAAUGUCUCACAACAAAGGCAUGGAUCCUGAGAAACUCGAGCGAAUCCAGCUUCCAGUGCCCACUGCAGCCGAGAAGACCACCUACAACCACCUCCUGGCUGAGAGGCUCAUCAGAAUCAUGAACAACGCAGCCCAGCCAGACGGCAAGAUCCGCUUGGCGACGCUGGAGCUGAGCUGUCUGCUCCUCAAGCAGCAAGUCGUGGCCAGCACGGGCUGCAUCAUAAAGGACGUGCACCUGGCCUGCCUGGAGGGAGCCCGAGAAGAGAGCGUCCACCUGGUGCGGCACUUCUAUAAGGGAGAAGAAAUCUUUUUGGACAUGUUUGAAGAUGAGUACAGGAGCAUGACGAUGAAGCCCAUGAACGUGGAAUAUCUCAUGAUGGACGCCUCCAUCCUGCUGCCCCCAACAGGCACGCCGCUGACCGGCAUUGACUUUGUGAAGCGACUGCCGUGUGGUGACGUGGAAAAGACCCGGCGGGCCAUCCGGGUGUUCUUCAUGCUCCGUUCCCUGUCCCUGCAACUGCGAGGGGAGCCCGAGACCCAGCUGCCCCUGACGCGGGAGGAAGACCUGAUCAAAACGGAUGACGUCCUCGACCUGAACAACAGCGACCUGAUCGCGUGCACGGUGGUCACCAAAGACGGCGGCAUGCUCCAGCGGUUCCUGGCUGUCGAUAUUUAUCAGAUGAGUUUGGUGGAGCCCGACGUGUCCAGGCUGGGCUGGGGAGUGGUCAAGUUCGCAGGCCUUCUGCAGGACAUGCAGGUGACUGGCGUGGAGGAUGACAGCCGCGCCCUGAAUAUCACCAUCCACAAGCCUGCGUCCAGCCCCCACUCCAAGCCCUUCCCCAUCCUGCAAGCCACCUUCAUCUUCUCGGACCACAUCCGCUGCAUCAUCGCCAAGCAGCGCCUGGCCAAGGGCCGCAUCCAGGCGAGACGCAUGAAGAUGCAGAGGAUAGCGGCCCUCCUGGACCUUCCGAUCCAGCCGACGACCGAGGUCUUGGGGUUUGGACUCGGCUCAUCUUCCGCACAACACCUGCCCUUCCGCUUCUACGACCAGUGCCGCCGGGGCAGCAGCGACCCCACUGUGCAGCGCUCUGUGUUCGCCUCUGUGGACAGGGUGCCAGGCUUCGCCGUGGCCCAGUGCAUAAACCAGCACAGCUCGUCCUCCCUGUCCUCGCCCUCGCCCUCGGCCAGCGGGAGCCCCGGCGGCAGCGGGAGCACCAGCCACUGCGACUCCGGAGGCGCCAGCUCGUCAUCCACCCCCUCAGCAGCCCAGAGCCCCACAGAUGACCCCAUGAUCACGGAGCAGCCUCAGCCUAACCUCCCCGACCAGUUGGUGAUCGUCGACGAAACAGAAGCCGAGGCCAGGCCUGGCAAGAGCCUGGCAAGGAGUGCGGACAUGGAGACCGUCACCCUGUCGCCCAGCCUCAUCCCCGCCCAGCAGCCCACCAUCUCCCUGCUCUGCGAGGACACUGCGGACACGCUGAGCGUGGAGUCGCUGACCCUCGUCCCGCCUGUCGACCGCCACAGCCUCCACGCCCUCACCGGCAUCCCGCCGCCGCCCCCAGCCGUGGUGGGCACAGAGGCCCCUGGCUCGGGGGCCGGGCAGCCGGAGCCAGCAGACCCCUCUGAGCCCUGA